AUGAAGUCUGCGAGUUUACUCACUGAAAAGGUAAUAUAUCCAGCCGUACGCCGCGGAGAUGUCGUUGAGAAUUUACACGGUGUGCAAGUAGCCGAUCCGUAUCGCUGGCUUGAGGACCCCGAUUCGCCAGAGACACGCGAGUUCGUCACGAAACAAAAUGAAGUGACACAGCGCGUACUGACUAAAAUGCCGUUCGUAGCUGAAACGAAAGAGCGUAUGACGGAACUUUUCAACUAUGAAAAGUACUCUGCACCACGUAAACAUGGUGGCAAGUAUGUUUUCUCAAAAAAUGACGGACUGCAGAACCAAAGCGUAUUGUACAUCCAGGACGAGUUGCACAGUUCCCCGCGCGUCUUAUUGGAUCCCAAUCUUUUUGCAGAGGAUGGUACUGCCGCUUUGUCCAGUUCUGCAUUUUCUGAAGCUAAACAACAAGAUGGAAAGCUGUAUUUUGCUCACGGGAUCUCGCGUGGCGGUUCCGAUUGGCAGACUAUCAAAGUUAUGGCAGUGCACGAUAAUCACAAAAUUGUGGAAGACACAGUGGAGUGGGUGAAAUUCUCUCGAAUUGCAUGGACCCAUGACGACAAUGGAUUCUUUUACUCACGCUACCCUCCUCCUGAGAAAAUGAAAAAUCACGAGCAUGAUGGUAUAGAAGGAUACAAAAGGGGAACGGAAACGGAUGCCAAUAUGAACCACCAGGUCUGGUAUCAUAAGUUACACACGCCACAAUCUGAAGACAAAUUGGUGUACGCGUACCCAACUGAACCAACGUUCACUGUCAGUGCCGAAGUCUCAGACGAUGGCAAAAAACUUUUGCUUUCUGUACAUGAUGGAUGCAAGAACGCGAAUAUGAUACAUGUCGCAGAUCUAAGUGCUUUUGAGCAGUUUUUGAAUGGCCCAAAUGACACAUUGAUCGUAGUAACGAAACUUGUGGAUAACAUGGAUGCAGCAUACUCGUACAUCUUAAACGAUGGCGAGUUCUACUACUUCAAAACCAAUGCUCAAGCCCCACGUGAGCGUGUAGUGCGCGUGAAACUUAGUGACGAUAAUGCUGAAAUUGAAUGGGAAGUAAUAAUUCCAGAGCAGCCCGAAGCAAUUGUGAUUGAAGAAGUGCACCCUGUGGCGCCAAAUUUAUUAGUUGUACAGCUCGUGAAAGACGUACACAAUGAACUGCACGUAUACAACCUUGAUGGAGAGUACCAGUACGAGAUACCUUUGCCCAGUGUGGGUACAGUCGGAUUGUCCAGCAAACGAACUGAGUCAGAAGUGUUUUACCACUUCAUUUCAUUUCUUUAUCCCGGAUCAAUAUUCCGUAUUGACCUCUCGAAAGGUAAGGCUGCGCCGAACGCCGAGCUCUUUCGUGAGACAAAAGUGAAGGGUUUUGAUCCGAGCUUGUUUGAAGCAAAGCAAGUAUUUUACCCGUCUAAAGAUGGUACGAAAAUCCCCAUGUUUCUUGUGAAACAAAAAAAUGCUAUCAAGGACGGAAAUUUGCCCGUGUACUUGUACGGGUACGGCGGCUUUAACAUCUCACUCACUCCAGCGUUUAGCGUUUCGAGAUUGGUGUUUUUACAGCACUUUAACGGCAUGUUGGCUCUUCCAAAUUUACGAGGCGGUGGCGAGUACGGAGAGCAAUGGCACCAAGAUGGAAUGUUGCACAAGAAGCAGAAUGUCUUUGAUGACUUUCAUAGCGCUGCCGAGUACUUGAUAAAAGAAAACUACACGAAUUCGGAGAAAAUUGCUAUUCAUGGUGGCUCGAAUGGUGGGUUGCUUGUAGCAGCUGCAAGUAAUCAACGUCCGGAUCUCUACCGUUGCGUCGUGGGAGCUGUAGGUGUCAUGGACAUGUUGCGAUUCCACAAGUUUACGAUUGGCCACGCCUGGCGAACGGACUACGGAGACCCGGAAGUGGCAAACGAUUUCCACUACAUCCUUCGCUACUCGCCUGUGCACAACGUUCCGCAUGCCGAUAGUCCCGCUAUGCAAAAACUUGCGGAGCGUGGUGGGUUCCCAUCCGUACUAUUGACGACGGGUGACCACGACGAUCGAGUCGUGCCUUUGCAUUCGUACAAACUGAUUGCAGAAUUGCAGUACCAGCUUGGCAAUUCUGAGUCGCAAACGAAUCCUCUACUCAUUCGCAUUGAUACAAAGUCUGGCCAUGGAGCUGGAAAACCCACGACCAAAAUCAUUGAGGAAACUUCCGAGGUAUUUGCGUUUAUCGCGUGGAACCUCGGCGCACCUUUUGUUGCUUGA
Plasmopara halstedii is the source of this 2244-nucleotide messenger RNA. RefSeq names its product prolyl endopeptidase. The record is from RefSeq and is a predicted model, not a curated record. Lineage: Eukaryota; Oomycota; Peronosporomycetes; Peronosporales; Peronosporaceae. The transcript has a single exon. Gene Ontology annotation, molecular function: serine-type endopeptidase activity; oligopeptidase activity. Gene Ontology annotation, biological process: proteolysis. Gene Ontology annotation, cellular component: cytosol. The coding region runs from base 1 to 2244 and encodes 747 amino acids.